UUCCACCCCAAACCCCUCCCCCCGUUUUUUUUUUUUUUUUAACAGUCUUGGUUAUAAGAGAGGUUUCAUUCAUUUUCCUUUUUAAGGAACUUAGGUAGAGUCUACAGCCCUUUUGAGGCUUGUUGUAGAGACAAACUACAUCAGGAAUAAUAGAAAUGGAUACUUUAUAUAGCUCCUUGCUAAUUCCUUUCCCUACAUUUAAAUAACUUCUCAACUGUUGAACAAACUUCUGCUUUAAGGUUUCAGAGUCAAGUCAUGGGCAGGACAAUUUCUGUUGCAGUCAUUAUUCUGUUUUGCCUUCGAAUAGGUGGCUUGAGUGUAAUAUGCAGAUACUGCAAUCUCUCAGUCCCUUUCCAUGGCUGCCUUUUGGAUGCUGGCACCUGCAGUAUCAGCCCUGGUGAAUUUUGUAAACUUGAGUUCCAUGAACAAGGUGGUGUGGAGUGGUUCAUGGUUAAAGGCUGUACUGCCACCAAAGAGAUAUGCCAUUCAAGGAGAACUAUCAGCAAUACCGUCCAUUUCAUCUAUUGCUGCAACAAAGACAUGUGUAACAUAUGAACUGGAAUCCCCAACUGGGUAAUUAGGCUCAGAAAGAAUGUGAUGCCAGUUUAUAAGCAGUCUAGCAUUAGAAUAGCAAUGUAUACGUUUUUCCUUAGGUGAAUCGAUCACAGUCCAGUGGUUGAUCACAGGAUCUAAUAAAUUGUAGAGUACCUGCUGUGAUCAUAUUCCCCCUCUUCUCAUCCCAAGGAAUAAUGGGCUGGAGGGAGGCCAGAUAUGGCCAGUAUGGCCAAAGGCCAGCAACACAUUCCUGUUCUUAAAACUUUCUGCAAUGUCUCCUUAUUCCUAUUUAAAGACAUUGUCAUCUUUAUUCUAAGAUCUUGGGGAAAAAAAAGAAAAACUAAAACAUUAGCUCCUGUCCAUAGCUCCCUUGCCUCCAAAAAGGUGGAGUAUUCCAAUACAAAUGACUUGGUACAGAUUGGUAUUCUACCAUAUAUUAUCUAAAAUCCCAAAUCACACUACUCUAGUUUGUUUCACUUUGAGGUCACUUCUAAUAGUUGCAUACUGCAUUAGUAUUAAUAUCCUGAAAGAGUUCAUUUGUUUUUUAAAGUGACCUAAUUUAUUUCUUCUGAAUGCUACAUACACUUGGGGAAUCUUGAUGUCUUUAAGAUUACUCAAAAGAAUAAAACAACUUUAAGAAAAGGCAAACUUGUGGACAUUGAGACAAAGCUUUAGGAUAAAAGAUUGUCUUCCUUGCAAACAAUUAAAACACUGAAUGACUUUGACUUGACUUCUAUAGUGGGAGCCCUUAAACACAUAGCAUUUAUAUACAGAUGAGGCAAUUCAAAGGGAACUCCUACCUAUAAGCAGAUGAUGAUCUGAAAUAAUUUUACAGUAUUUAGAUAAUACAGGUCAGAGCAUUGCUUUUGUUUAAUACUAUUUUGGGGUGGAUGAGGUAGUAUAUUUUAGUAUUUAGUAUUUCAUUAGUAUCACAUUGUUUUCUUGUGAUGUAGAUCUGGCAGGUGUUUGAGAAAUUUUUUAAAAUUAAAAAAAAUAUUUAAAUUUCGGUUA
This is a messenger RNA of Sarcophilus harrisii (Tasmanian devil), 1566 nucleotides long. RefSeq names its product chromosome 1 C9orf57 homolog (gene C1H9orf57). The transcript is spliced from 4 exons. Bases 256 to 555 code for a protein of 99 amino acids. The record is from RefSeq and is a predicted model, not a curated record. Lineage: Eukaryota; Metazoa; Chordata; Mammalia; Dasyuromorphia; Dasyuridae.